UCACGACAUUUCUUUUCUGAUGACACCGUUUGAAAUUUCACGUGGUUUCUGUCAAAAAAAUAAACAAUGCAGAUUCAUAGAUCUGGCCCUUUAAAACAACAAAACAAAUCACAUAAGCAUGGAAAACAUAAGAGUAAAGGGCAAAGAGAAGAAGGAGGUAGAGUGAAUGCAAAAGUUUUGUCCAAGAAAGCAUUGACAGUGAAGAGGAAAAAUGACAGAAAACAUCAGGCUGUGCAGCUGAGAAAGAGGAAGAGAGAAGAGGCAGUUGCCAAGAAACGUAGUGUCGGUGUCUCGGGAACUCCACCACAUUGUGUUUUGGUUGUUCCUCUUCAUGGAGAAGUGUCAGCAUCUUCUGUUGUGGAGAAAAUUUCAUCUUGUGAUGAUACACUUACUGCAACCAAAACAGAGUCUGGAAUUACACAUGUCAGUGUACCGAGGUUCAAGCAGCGUGUGGAGUUCGUAACAGUGAAACAUGGAGAUUUAUACAGUACUCUUGAUGGGGCAAAGGGAGCUGACUCUGUCAUGUUUGUGAUGUCAUCAGAGGCAGGUCUGGACAGUUACGGAGAGAGUUGUCUUUCCUGCCUGAUGGGACAGGGUAUGCCGAGUGUUACACUCAUCAUACAGGGUCUGAAAGAUUUACCACUGAAGAGGCAGAAGGAAGUCAGAAAGUUCUUGCAAAAAACUGUAGAAAAAUGGUUUCCCAAUGAUAAGUUACACACGGUAGACACAGAGCAAGACUGUUUAUUGGUGUUACGUCACGUUACAUCUCAGAAGUUAAGAGACAUUCAUUACAGAGAGAACAGACCUCAUUUGUUAGCAGAAGAUGUUCACUUUGAAUUGAGUAAUGACUCAGAAACACAUGGCACUCUAAAGUUGACUGGUUAUAUACGAAGUCAGGCAAUGUCUGUUAACAGACUGGUUCACAUCAGUGGACUGGGAGAUUUCCAGUUAGCACAGAUAGAUGUGCUAAAUGAUCCACACCCACUGCAGCCUAGAUCAGACAGACAUAAACAGAAAACUGAUACCGCGCAGGAUAGUGAGAUGAAAGAAGACCCAAUGAAUGUGGAGGCUGUGUCAGUACUGCGUCCAGAUAGCAGUAAACAAGAGAGCCUCGAUAGUGAGGUAGUACCGGACCCGAUGGAAGGAGAACAAACAUGGCCGACAGAGGAGGAACUUGCAGAAGCAGAAGGGAACCAUCAGAAAGUGACACGCCGGGUACCAAAAGGAACAUCAGAUUACCAAGCAUUCUGGAUUUUAGAUGAUGAAGAAGACAAUGAUGAGAAGCUUGAUGAGGAAGAUGAUAAUGAUGAUGAUUUUGAAGAUGAUACUGAGAUGGCAGCCAUGGAUGACCAAGAUGAUGAUGAUAAUGAUGAAGAUGUUGACAGUGUGGAGUUGUCAGAAAGUGAGGAAGAAUAUGAAGAUUUGACAGUAGAAGAAGAUAAAGAUGUGAAGUAUGAUCAACAGAUGGACAUGGCUGAGGAACAGUCUGUUUUCGCCAAACUGAAACAAGAGAGACAACAUGUUAUGUUUCCGGAUGAAAUAGACACGCCACAAGAUCUUCCAGCUCGCACAAGAUUUCAGAAAUAUCGUGGUUUGAAAAGCUUCCGUACAUCACCCUGGGAUGCCAAAGAGAACCUUCCAUUUGACUAUGCAAAAAUUUUCCAGUUUAAUAACUUCAAAAGAAUGACAAGGAAAAUCUUGUACAAUGCUGUAGAUGAAGAGGAGUUAGAUAGCAGUGUUCUGGCAUGGACAUAUGUGAGACUGCACAUUGCAAAUGUUCCAAAAUUUUUUAUAGACAGCCACCAGACAGAUACCCCAGUUGUUGUUUUUGGUUUGCUGCCACAUGAACAGAAGAUGUCUGUGAUAAAUAUAGUCCUCCACAAGUCACAUGACGUAGGUCGUCCAAUCAAAUCUAAGGAUAAACUUAUUUUUCACAUUGGUUGCAGGAGAUUUACAGCCAAUCCUAUUUUCUCUCAACACACAAAUGGCAAUAAACACAAGUGUGAGAGGUUUUUGCCCCAGGACAGUGCUGCUGUGGCGACAAUUUUUGCUCCAAUCUCAUUCCCUCCUGCUCCAGUUCUCGUGUUCGAGGACAGACCAUUUGGUGAGAUAGAGUUAGUUGCUAAAGGUUCUUUGUUAUCAGUGGAUCCAGACAGAAUCAUUGUCAAACGUGCUGUGCUCAGUGGGCAUCCACUUAAGAUACACAAAAAGUCAUGUGUUGUGAGAUACAUGUUUUUCAAUAGAGAGGAUAUUAAUUGGUUUAAACCUGUGGAGUUACGCACCAAGUGGGGUAGAAGAGGACACAUAAAAGAACCACUUGGUACCCAUGGACACAUGAAAUGUGUGUUUGAUGGACAGUUGAAAUCUCAGGACACUAUUCUGAUGAAUCUUUACAAAAGAGUGUUUCCAAAAUGGACCUAUAAUCCAACAGUAAGCAGACCAACUAGUAUAGCAAGAUCUACAAACUUUGUUUCCAUGGAAACCAUAGAAGAGGAGGACGAGGAGAAAGAGGGAGCAGCUUUUGCUAUGUUUGAUUGAAAACCUGGGACCAGUCUGAAAACUACAGCAUCUGAUUGGCUGAUUCGGUGCAUUUUCAUCUCACUGACCAAUGACAAGUUGCAUUCAAAGACUGGUCUCCAAACUCAAGAUUUAUAACCUAGGAUUUUACCUUGCUUAAAGAAAUGGUUUUGUUAAAAAAAUAAAAUUUAAAAGAACAA
This is a messenger RNA of Mercenaria mercenaria, 2717 nucleotides long. RefSeq names its product pre-rRNA-processing protein TSR1 homolog. Gene Ontology annotation, molecular function: nuclear import signal receptor activity; U3 snoRNA binding; GTP binding. The record is from RefSeq and is a predicted model, not a curated record. Gene Ontology annotation, biological process: maturation of SSU-rRNA from tricistronic rRNA transcript (SSU-rRNA, 5.8S rRNA, LSU-rRNA); ribosome biogenesis; protein import into nucleus. NCBI's taxonomy places the organism in Eukaryota, Metazoa, Mollusca, Bivalvia, Venerida, Veneridae. Gene Ontology annotation, cellular component: preribosome, small subunit precursor; nucleus. The transcript has 20 exons. The coding region runs from base 67 to 2538 and encodes 823 amino acids.